CAUCGAGCGGCCGCGGAGCUGGGCGCUUGUCUUUACCCCGCGUGUGCAGUUGUACUAUUUGUGAUGCACGAGUUUGUUAUCAUAAUUCUUGACUAAAAACUAACACAUCGAUCGGAUUACAGUGAGCCAAACGGCUGAAGAAGUGUGCAGUGAUAACUUUCAAUCGUUAAAAGUUGAUAAUUGUCGUUUGUUUGAAUGGUGCAGUGUUUAUGUUGGUGAAGCGCCUCCCGAUUUGUCCGGCGCGCCGCACGGACGUCGCCCCCCGCGACUGGUGAAGGAGAUGCUGGGUGUGUGCGUGGUCGGCGCCGGGGGCGGGUGAGAUGGACCACGCGGUGAAGGCGAUGCGCGCGCGCGGCUGGGCGGCGCGGCUGGCGCGGCGGCGCUUCGAGUCCGCGGAGCUGGAGGAGCUGUACGCGCGGUACGCCUGCAAGCUGCAGCGCGCAUCUGUGGGGUCCGCCCUGGCGCUGUGGGCGCUGGUGGCCGCCGCGCUGGCCGGGGUGGAUGCCGCGCGCGGCUGGCGGAGGACUCCGCAGGUGUGCGUGCUAUCAGCGCACGCACUGCUCUGCGCGGGGCUGGCGUGGUGGUGCGGGCGCGCGGCGGAACACGCGCCGGAGCGCCGCCUGCCGCGCGCCUGCUGGCUGGCGCUGGCCGGGGGCGGCGCCGCACUGCUGGCCCAACUGCCCGCCUGGUCCGCCGGCUCGGCUGCUGAGGGCGCGGAGCACGUGGUGUGGGCCAUCUUCGCCGCCUACGCGCUGUUGCCGGUCGGCGCGCCCGCCGCCAUCGCCUUCGGGAGUCUCCUGACGGUCGCGCACACGGUGGCGGCCGCGCUCGUGGCGUAUCGCUUCCCGUAUUACAUCUGGCAGCAGCUGGUGAGCAACGUGCUGGUGUUCCUGUGCGUGAACGCGGCCGGGCUGCUGAUGCACUCGCUGAUGGAGACGGCGCAGCGCCGCGCCUUCCUCGACACCAGGAACUGCAUCGCAGCCCGGUUGGAUAUGGAGGAUGAGAACGAGAAACUGGAGCGGCUGUUGCUGUCGGUGCUACCCCAGCACGUGGCCAUGGAGAUGAAGAACGACAUCAUAUCGCCAGUGGAGGGACAGUUCCACAAGAUCUACAUACAGAAGCACGAGCAAGUCAGCAUUUUGUUCGCGGACAUCGUGGGGUUCACGGUGCUGGCGUCGCAGUGCAGCGCGCAGGAGCUGGUGCGGCUGCUCAACGAGCUGUUCGGACGCUUCGACCAACUCGCCAACGACAACCACUGCCUGCGCAUCAAGAUCCUGGGCGACUGCUACUACUGCGUGUCAGGGCUGCCCGAGCCGCGCUCCGACCACGCGCGCUGCACGGUGGAGAUGGGCCUGGACAUGAUCGACGCUAUCGCGUCGGUGGUGGAAGCCACGGACGUGCAGCUCAACAUGCGCGUGGGCAUCCACACGGGGCGCGUGCUGUGCGGCGUGCUCGGCCUACGCAAGUGGCAGUACGACGUGUGGUCCAAUGACGUCACGCUGGCGAAUAACAUGGAGGCGGGCGGGGAGCCGGGGCGAGUGCACAUAACGCAAGCGACGCUGGAGUGCCUCGGCGGCGCCUACGAGGUGGAGGCGGGGCAGGGCGCCAGCCGCAACGCGUAUCUCAGGGACCACUCCAUACAGACCUACUUCAUCAUCCCCCCGCCGAGGCGACGGAAAAUGUGUCUCUCGUCAGGCGUGGGGCUGGGGUCGUCGCGGCGCAAGUUGUCGUUCAAGAACGUGUCCAAUGUGGUCGUGCAACUGCUGCACUCCAUCAAGUUCAACGUAGACGUGCCAUUCUCAAACAUGGCCGCCUCGCCACAGGAACUAAAGGCUAAUGCAGCUAGAAAGGUGCUGGAUCUCCGCCGCGCGUUGCACGCGGAGCCAGGGUCAGCCGAGGCGCUGCGCCUGGCGGCCAUGCGGGCGGAAGACGUGAGCGCCCCCCACCAGCACACGUUCGACGCCGUCAUGUCCACCCGCCUGCGCACUGACCUCCCGCCGAUGGGUUUUGGUGAGCAGUUGGCAAUAAGUGGUGAUUUGCGUCCACAGAGCAAAGUGACGGAGAAGUUCAAGCGGCCGCUGAAGAAGCGUCACUCGUCUGUGUACCACCAGCCCACCAACCGAGUGAACAAGUUCCUGGCGCAGGCCAUCGACGCCCGCUCCGUGCACCGCGAGAAGGCCACACACGUGCAUCUGCUCACGCUCUGCUUUAAAGAUCCAGCUAAGGAGGCCAAGUACCGAGCAUCGAACGACGGCGGCUGGGCGGGCUCGCUCUCCGCCGCAUUAGGAACCCUGGCCACGGCCGGGGCGCUGCAGGCCACUAUCCUGCCCCGGACCACCAUCCUACUACUACUAUUCGUCACAGCCUUCUCUUGGUCCGGAGCAGUGCUAGGGCUGACUCUGGCUGCGAGACUGAGGAUAAUUCCGUGUGAUGUGUCCCGGCCGUUUGCGCUCAGGAAUGCUAUCACGACGUUUACGUUAGUGCUGGGGUAUGCCGUCAGCCAGGUCAAUGUGGUGACCUGCCGAGAACUGAAUAUAUGCAGGAACCUCACAGAAAACAUAACAAUGAACGACAUCCGCGCAACAAGCGACGACAUAGCCACAGUGUUAUGGAGCAUCAACGACCACAGAAUAUGUCCGAUACCUCUGUACAUAACCCUGGGCUGUUGCCUGAGUAUGCUCGCAGUGGCCGUGUUUCUGCGGCUGCCGAUACUGAUAAAAGGGGUGUUGUUAGCCUUCAUGACGGCAGGGUACAUGGCAGUCAUUCUGGCGUACCACAAGGAUCUGUUCGACUGCUACGAUAGGAUGGUUGAACCAGGCCCCAUAGGCUCAGCCUACGUGUCCUCAGCGUGGACAUUAGCCCUGGCUCUAGCGGUCCUAUUGCACGCGCGGCAGACCGAGUGGACCGCCCGGCUCGACUUCCUGUGGCAGGCGCAGGCCAGGGAUGAGAAGAGAGAUAUGGAUGCUUUGCAGGCAUCAAACAGGAGGAUACUGUUCAACCUGUUGCCGGCGCACGUGGCCACGCACUUCCUCGACAACCAGUUCCGCACCAACAUGAGGCGUGGUUGGCAGGAGCUGUACCACCAGUCCUACCAGCUAGUGGGCGUGGUGUUCGCGUCCAUCACCAACUACCACGAGUUUUAUAUGGAGCUGGAUGGCAACAACCAGGGCAUGGAGUGUUUGCGGCUGCUGAAUGAGAUCAUUGCGGAUUUUGAUGAGCUGUUGGGUGAAGAUCGUUUCAGCGCGAUAGAUAAAAUUAAAACCGUCGGAUCGACGUACAUGGCGGCCGUGGGUUUGAUUCCCGACAAGAAGAUGUCGGACGACGCCAGCACCAAGAAGUACAUGGCCACUCUAGUAGAAUUCGUGUUCGCCAUGAGAGAUAAACUGAAGGAUAUUAAUGAUAACUCCUAUAAUAAUUUUAUGUUAAGAGUUGGAAUAAACCUAGGCCCAGUGGUGGCGGGCGUGAUCGGCGCGCGCAAGCCGCAGUACGACAUCUGGGGCAACACGGUGAACGUGGCCUCGCGCAUGGACUCCACGGGCCUGCCCAACCACACGCAGCUCACCGGCGAGGUGUACCAGGUGCUCAAGGACCUGCCCUACCAGUUCGUCUGCAGGGGCAAGGUCAAGGUCAAAGGGAAGGGGGAGAUGACUACGUACUUCUUGACGGAUAGGGCGCCCAGUGAAGUGAGCGGACAGAAUACGAACACGGGGCAUCAGGGGCAGCCGCCGUCGGCGUACGGCGGCGUGGCGACCCCGCUGGCCAUGCUGCAGGGCGGGGGCCGCCGCGCCGCGCCGCCGCCGCGCCUCGCGCCGGUCAGAGAGAGCGCUCCCGAGAGCGAGCCGCUGCUGCCCAACUCACACCAACUCACCAACAACCUGAAAGGCAGCAAGAACAGAAGGAACAAAGAGGAGGAGACGCCGCCGCCGCCGCCACCGCACGGGGUGGCUGUCAACCCGCGGUGGCCGCCGCCGCGCGCCUUCGUGCCGCCGUGGCCGCGGGGGCCGGAGGCGCGCCCCCCCGCGCCGCACAAGCGCCGCCCCCCCGCGCGCCUGCCCCGCCCCCGCUCCAGCGAGAGCCUGCCCCUCGCCCGCUCCCCGCGCGUGCACUCCUCUGCCGACGAGCUGAGUUCCCUCACGCGGUCGCCCAGUCUUAGCUCGUCCGACGAGAGCUACUCGCGCACCACGGACGCCUCGCCCUCCCCGCCCCGCGCCCCGCCCCGCGCGCCCCGCCCGCUCUACGACUACCCGCCGCUGCGCGCCAAGCCCGUGCUCAACAACAUCAACGACAUCUACGCCAAGCACAAUAAAAUCAACAAGAAACCGUCUCUCGAAGAGAAGAUCUUGGACGGCUCGAUCGACUUCCAGAAGGAGGACGAGAAACUGCAGCGUAGCAUCAUCAACAUGAUACAGGCUUCGUCGAAGCGCGACAGCUGCAGCCAGACGGACAAGAAGGACGUGGGCGCGCGGGGGCGGGCGGGCUCGGGGUCGGGGGCGGGGGCGCGGGAGGUGCUGUGCAAGCGCAGCCCCGCGGCCGACGUGGCCUGCGUGCUGCCCUUCGAGAGAGAGAUACAAAGGCUGCUCGAUGAUAAAAAUGUACUUAAGAGUGUUCCUCCGAAGGCUGAACGCAAGGAUUUGAAACUUGAGCUUCGAGGCGCCCCCAGCCACGAGCAGCCAGCCCGCAACACCAACAACAACAGCAGCCCCCUUCACUGCGUGGGGCUGGCCGCCAUCGCGUCGCUGGCGCGGCAGGACCGGCCCGCCUUCCCCGGCGUGCUGCCCACUGACGUGGUGGUGACCCCGCCGCGGGUUGACAGUCCUGCGCACGAGAAGAAUGAAGAGGAAGAGGAGGCUAAAGAGAAGGAGAAACAACAAGAGAAGGAGAGAGAGAAAGAACUCCAACACCGACUGCACAACCAGGUGCCCACUUCUAACCACCGAGAGCUGGGUCUCUACGGCGAAAGCCAAUCAGAGUGGAGCUCUUCCUGUUCGGAGGGGGAGGGCGAGGGGGAGGGGGGCCGCGCGGAGAGCACCGGCUACACCACCGACGACCCCGCUCUGGAAAACGUCUCCAUGCUCAACGAAGCAGGGUUGACCGACGCCGAAGCCGCACUAAGCGACGUUAAUUCAUGCUACUUCGACCGAGACGACGAUGUCUCCUCAAGAGCUUCUUCACGCCUACUGGAUUCCGAAGCACUAGUGUCACUAGAGUCCCUCAGCGCCAUCUAUGACUCGGAUGAGCCGGCGCAUCGGUAUUUGGCUAAUAUCCGCACGGUCAGCGAGUCUAUCACGAGGAACUUCGGCCAGCCCGCACCCGUCACUGAUGGGGAGAGCGACGUCUAGUGGUUGUUGAGGUUGAUGCAGAUCUACGCUGCUGUUUUGUGACCUACUGCCUUCGUGAGCGUGUGAGCAGUUAGCUCACUAGCGCCGCGGCGGCCGACAGAGUAACGUGCCGAUGAUGGGCCACGCGCUGACGGCUAUGUCACACAGUGGCAAGCCGAUUAGAACUCUUGUUACUUAAAUCUUCGCACAUCCAUGACAGCGAAUCCAAAGAUUUUAGUUUAAAGCUCGUUUGUAAACGCUCUCUAGUGCAAAUAAUAUAGUGCAAUACUCAAAACCUCGGGACUGACAGUUCCCGAAGUCUGUUCUUAUUCGUGUACAAAAGGAUUUGUGAAUGUCCAAUGUUCAUUUCCUCGGACCGAUGUAUAGUUUGAUCUAAACGUAUAAUGUUAUUGUAUUAAUUAGCCAUGUUAUCGACGUGCCUGCAGUCUCGUCUGUAUCUAUAGUCUGUAUGAUAUUCGUGUACAGUGGAGGGACGCCAUGUAAUGGUGUCAAGCAUCACCUAGGGGGUAAGAAAUGAUCUCUACAAUUAUAAGGUGCUCUGACUUAGAAUUAAUAUUAAUUUUGUUUAAAGGGAAGAUGAGAAUUUCAAAAUUGAUCGACCAAUAUUCGGAGAUUUGUCUCAAGUAUCGUAUUGUUAUCUUAAGGGAUGGGGCUGGACCCGGCUAUCAUGUUCAUCUCGCACUAUAUUCAUCAGUAUUGUAAAUAAACAAAAGUAUAAUUUUGCAUUUCCGUUAUUAAGUAGCUUAACGUUACCAUAAUUAUUAUGAGUAUGUAGUAGGUAUAUAGGUAUGUAAGUACUUAUAUUUUCUUAAUAGUAUUUUUGUUAAGUAUUGUUCAUCCAUUGCUAAAGUUUUUAACGAUUUAAGUGCCAUUAUACAAAUACUGCAUGUUUGGUUGUCAAUUACUUGAUCUCACUACACAUACGAGGUUAUUGUGGUUAAUAUUAGUACUGCACAAUGUGAAGGUACCUUAAAUUCAAUUUAAAACCUUCUUGGAUUACACACUAUUCAUCAAAUUUGAUGGUUUUAAAUGAGAAUAAUCAAAUUAAAACUAUUAUCUUACGUACUUAUGUAGGGUACCUUUACCUUAUACUAAAACAAAACUUUCAAAAAGAUAAAAAUAAUAAGUACUGUGUUAUCUCCCUCAUUUACCUACAGUAGUUAUGAAUUAUGUAUGACUGUAUUAUUUUCUUAUAAGUAUUAUACCUACUUCAAUACUUACCAAACGUGUAAUAGACCUCACAUCCUAUUAUUAAAGUACAAUUGAUUGGUUACAUCCGUUACGGAUAUUUGUUAUAGAAUAUUCAUGUUUACAACACAUUUCAAAAUUGAUUAUAUUAAUAGGUAUAAUGUCAAUUUCAUGCUGUUAUAGAACAAUGUUAAAUACUUACAGUAAUUUUUUAUUUUACGGAGGUAUGCAGGUGUUAUAAGAUACUAUAUAUAUUCAGUUCUCUCUUAAUUAAGGGCCAUAAUGGCUUGUGAUAAUAUUUUCUAUUUGAUUAAAAACGAUGAAACUUGAAUCAAUAUUGUAGGUACUUAUGAUUUAUUCAUG
Molecule: messenger RNA, 6890 nt
Organism: Plutella xylostella (diamondback moth)
Lineage: Eukaryota; Metazoa; Arthropoda; Insecta; Lepidoptera; Plutellidae
Source: RefSeq, a predicted model, not a curated record